GACGUCUUCAACCCUAGAACCAGACGGGAUCAAAAACAAGAAGCUAGCUGGCUUUCAAGCUGGUAGGCAGGUUGUUAUAGCUUCGUCUGAAUUUAUAACGUAGCUAAGGAAAUUCAAAUAGAGCUGGACCCUCCUUAAAUCAAAAUCAUGGCGUGUGGAGCGACCCUGAAAAGAACCAUGGAGUUUGAUCCAUUGAUGAGUCCAACGUCGCCUAAAAGGAGAAGGUGUAUCCCGGUUUCCCCAUCAUCCUCCUCAUCCCCACGGAAAUACCUUCACAUGGAGCCGUCACCAUUUGGAGAGGUGUCGUCAAGACUAUCAGCUGAGAAAAUUCUGAACAACAUCAAGCAGGAGUACAAGCGCAUUCAGAAGAGAAAACACAUCGAUGGAGUUUACCAACAGACAGAGGGUUGCUACUCCCCAGAGGCUCCACCCCCUCUAGGUGGAUCCAGUAUGCCAGGCACAUCGGCUGGAGGUUCUUCUCCAUCAAGGAAAGAACAGCCCUUAUUUACUCUUAGACAAGUUGGAAUUAUUUGUGAACGUCUACUGAAGGAGCGUGAAGAUAAAGUUCGUGAGGAAUAUGAGGAGACCAUGACUUCCAAGUUGGCAGAACAAUAUGACACUUUUGUGAAGUUUACACAUGACCAGUUGAUGCGAAGAUUUGGAGAGCAACCUGCAAGCUAUGUUUCCUGAAAGCAUCCCAGUCUGCCAGGUCACCUGUUGCUGCAAGCUAUCAAGUUUAAAUCUUGGGAAAUCACCGCAAGAGAUUUGGUUUAUUUAAACUUUUCUUACUGUGCCAUAUUUCUCCUUUGGGCAAAGGUUUAUAAGCUGUUAUCAGUGGUUAUCACUUUCUCUCGCAAGCAGCUAGGUGCUUCCUAAUGUAAAUGUAUAGGCCCUCUCUACCAGUGGCCUACGUUUCUCCUGCUGUACUUGUAUCGAUAAGGCCUCACUCUUACAAGGAAUUCCAAACUUUAUUCAUUGUUUUAUUUCUUUGUUACAUGUAUAUAUAUCAUAUGUAUAUAUAUAUCAUAUGUAUAUAUAUAUCUAUCUAUCAGCAAACCUCCUAGGUUUAUGAUAUAUAUAUAUGUAUGAGAUAAAGCAAUGUAGAAAUCCAUGUAAGGUUUGCUGGUCAAUCUAUGAGCAAGUGGAAGAUGCAAGUUAGUACAGUUUGGAGAAGAGAAUAUGCGGAUGCACCAGUUACUUUUUUUUGUAUGGGACUUUACAAAGUGUAAGUUAGAUAUUAUUAUUUUUUCCCCUUUCAAAAUAUUUUAUUUUGUCAUUUUUGUUUUCCUGGUAUUACUUUCAAACCUAUGUACUUAGUGGAAAACCAAACAAUAAAAUGUUUUAAGGCUUA
Oncorhynchus nerka (sockeye salmon) is the source of this 1351-nucleotide messenger RNA. RefSeq names its product akirin-2-like. Gene Ontology annotation, biological process: positive regulation of innate immune response; positive regulation of transcription by RNA polymerase II. The record is from RefSeq and is a predicted model, not a curated record. Gene Ontology annotation, molecular function: transcription coregulator activity. Lineage: Eukaryota; Metazoa; Chordata; Actinopteri; Salmoniformes; Salmonidae. Bases 148 to 690 code for a protein of 180 amino acids. Gene Ontology annotation, cellular component: nucleus; chromatin. The transcript has 6 exons.